Contarinia nasturtii (swede midge) is the source of this 583-nucleotide messenger RNA. RefSeq lists its product as uncharacterized. Lineage: Eukaryota; Metazoa; Arthropoda; Insecta; Diptera; Cecidomyiidae. Gene Ontology annotation, cellular component: ribosome; cytosolic small ribosomal subunit. The record is from RefSeq and is a predicted model, not a curated record. Gene Ontology annotation, molecular function: structural constituent of ribosome; protein binding. The transcript has 3 exons. Bases 82 to 477 code for a protein of 131 amino acids. Gene Ontology annotation, biological process: translation.
AAUUAUUUUUGACAUUCCGUGGCCAUCUUUCUUUUGCAGUCUUCUCUAAAGCUGUUGCGGAGUUAAAACUAAUCAAUCAACAUGCAAUUCCACAUUCGCGGAAACCAAUGCCACGUCUUGGACGUUGAACAAAAUGAAACCGUCGCCGAAAUCAAGAACAAAAUUGCCGCUUUGGAACAAGUGGAUGCUGCUGAAUUCACAUUGUCAUGCGAAGGCACCGUUUUGGAUUUAUUCACCCCAGCCAGCUCAUUGAGCAGCUUCGAAUUGGACAUGACCGUUCCAUUGUUGGGAGGUAAAGUGCACGGUUCAUUGGCUCGUGCCGGUAAAGUCAAGGGACAAACACCAAAAGUUGAAAAACAAGAAAAGAAAAAGAAGAAGACCGGCCGCGCCAAGAGACGUAUCCAAUACAACCGACGAUUCGUCAAUGUUGUCCAAGGAUUCGGUCGCCGUCGUGGUCCUAACUCAAACAGCGCAUAAGCGUUGAAUUUUAACAACAUUCGAUCGAUGAUGAAGAAAUAAAUUGGAUUUUUUUUAAAAACAUUUAUGUGCAUUCAAUAAACAUCUUCUGUUUUUGAAAUCAAAA